Molecule: messenger RNA, 1639 nt
Organism: Aedes albopictus (Asian tiger mosquito)
Lineage: Eukaryota; Metazoa; Arthropoda; Insecta; Diptera; Culicidae
Exons: 3
Coding region: 212-1537 (441 amino acids)
Source: RefSeq, a predicted model, not a curated record
GCCAGUAGCAUUUGCGAUUCCCACAAUCUCAGCACGUGAAAGCAACGGGUAAGAUUGCACUGUUUGCUGAUAGAUAUGCCUCUACCUAUGUAUCUAAUGACAAGCAGCGGCGCAGCGCUGAUGGUUAUCGUGAAGUUUCCUGUCAGUCACAGUUUCGCGUUUGCAUUAAGCAUUGCAGCAGAGGCGCUCAUUACGACUGACCUUAGAUAUCAUGGAGGAACAACAAAAGCUGGAUUUUAUCCGCAAUGAAUUAACCGGAAAUAUCCUGAAAGCGUUAGGACUUGAUGAUUCUGAAUUGGUGAAAGUAAAUCUAUCUACACCGAAUCAUCUGGAUGGUUUCAUGUCCGUGAUACAUAAUCUAGUUCUUGUGACCAAAGAUAAGAAAACAAGCAAGGAGAGAACUUUCAAUUUGAUGGUCAAAGUAAUGAAAGGCGAUGAAAAAUUUCGCGAGGUAUCUCUGACUAAAACUCAGUUCACCAAUGAAAUCUACAUCUACAGUAAAGUAAUUCCAACUUUUACGGAACUUUUGUCCACAAGAAGAUGCUCAGUAAAGGGAAAUAGUUGGUGCCCGAGAAUAUUUUAUUGCACAGCAGGACUGAUUCCAGCGUUCAGCAAGAUUUACGAAACGAUUCUAGUCAUGGAGAACAUGGCAUUGGACGGGUACAAAGCUGGUCCGAGAAAUGACUUGGACGAGACUCACUUGACCUUGAUGGCCAGGAGGAUUGCUCAGUUCCAUGCUUGUACGUAUGCAAUGAAAAUCAUAGAUAAGGAAUGUCUUGAAAAUCUAGUCGAUGGAAUUAUUCCACUGAAUUUUAUCAAAGAUGAUGAAAUAUUCGAGAGCUACGCUAUUAUGUUCCGAAACGGAUUAGAUAGAAUUUUCGGAUAUCUUUCCAAGCAUCCGGAAGAAUUGGACAAUGAGCAAUUUAAGGCCGACAUGGCAAAACUCCGCAGCAAAUAUGGAGAGGAGCCGAUACACCUGAUGCAAAAGUUUUUACAAAGAAACGAAUUUUCAGUUAUUCUACAUGGCGAUUACAACAGGAAUAACGUGCUUUUCAAAUAUGAGAACGGCAAGCCAGUGGAUCUUCGUAUGUUCGACUUUCAGGAGAAUCGCUACGCCACACCAUCCAUCGAUUUGUCGUUUUUCAUGUGCAUGAGCAUGCCAACCGGUCUUCGGGAACAGUUUUGGAACCCACUACUGAAAUGCUAUCACGACAGCCUGAUGGAUACGCUGAUUGACAUUUUGAAGUGUGAUAGAAGUGACCCUCGUUUGGAAAUCUACAGCUACAGCAAUUUCAUGGUUCACAUGAAACAGUUGGGAAUGUACGGAGCUAUGGUUGCGUCGCACUUUUUGCCGUGGAUGCUGGGCUCCGAAGAAGAAUGUGCUCUGCUGGCAGAAUGCUCCGUCAAGGAUAUAGGCUCUGACGAGAUGAAACGCCUGACCAUAAUGAGCGGAGGAGAAAAAGUAGACAAGCGUUUGAUAGAAAUUUUCAGACUUAUGAGUCAGCUAGGAUAUUUUUCCAUUGUCCAUGAUGAUUAGACGAUGACGAUUUUGUUACCAAAACAUAUGUUUCGAGGUUUAAUAUAUGGGUACAUAAGGGGAAAAAUAUCAAAAAUAAAAGAUAUAUCGUUAUUUAAAUCU